Molecule: messenger RNA, 6525 nt
Organism: Cynocephalus volans (Philippine flying lemur)
Lineage: Eukaryota; Metazoa; Chordata; Mammalia; Dermoptera; Cynocephalidae
Gene: ATP10D
Product: ATPase phospholipid transporting 10D (putative)
Exons: 23
Coding region: 239-4489 (1416 amino acids)
Biological process (GO): phospholipid translocation
Cellular component (GO): plasma membrane
Molecular function (GO): ATPase-coupled intramembrane lipid carrier activity; ATP hydrolysis activity; magnesium ion binding
Source: RefSeq, a predicted model, not a curated record
GUAGGUCGUGGGCUCGUCCCAGUCUCGGGCGCCGGCUCUGGCAGCUGAGUUUGGGAACUAAGUGAUUUUUUUCCCAAAGGUAAAUAAAUGGCUGGCGUGGAAGCGUAACGCGCCCCCAACUCUUCGGAUUUAUGCCUGCUUCAUUCUUGCACACUGGGACUCAUGAUCGUCAUGCUGUGAUGUGUGCCGAGGAAGCAGUCGAUCACCUACACCACCUGGAUCUCACCGCAUUUUGGACAUGACUGAGACUCUUCAAUGGGCCAGAUAUCACUGGCGGCAGCUGGUCAGUGGUACAACUAGGGACAAUGAUGAGAGACCUUAUAACUACUCCUCACUGCUUGCCUGCGGGUGCAAGUCCUCUCAGACCCCCAAACUGGCAGGAAAGCACCGGGUGGUUGUUCCCCACCUCUGGCCCUUCAAAGACGAGUACGAAAAGUUCUCAGGAGCCUAUGUGAAUAACAGAAUACGAACAACAAAGUACACUCUUCUGAAUUUUGUGCCAAGAAAUUUAUUUGAACAAUUUCACAGAGCUGCCAAUUUAUAUUUCCUGUUCCUAGUUGUCCUGAAUUGGGUACCUUUGGUAGAAGCCUUCCAAAAAGAAAUUACCAUGCUGCCUCUGGUGGUGGUCCUUACAAUUAUCGCAAUUAAAGAUGGUUUGGAAGAUUACCGAAAAUACAAAAUUGACAAACGGAUCAACAAUUUAGUAACUAAAGUUUACAGUAGGAAAGAGAAAAAAUACAUUGACCAAUGCUGGAAAGAUGUUACUGUUGGGGACUUUAUUCGCCUCUCCUGUAACGAGGUCAUUCCUGCGGAUAUGGUAUUACUCUUUUCCACUGAUCCUGAUGGAAUCUGUCACAUUGAGACUUCUGGGCUUGAUGGAGAGAGCAACUUAAAACAGAGGCAGGUGGUUCGGGGAUAUGCAGAGCAGGACUCUGAAGUUGAUCCUGAGAAGUUCUCCAGUAGGAUAGAAUGUGAAAGUCCAAAUAAUGAUCUCAACAGAUUCCGAGGUUUCCUAGAACAUUCCAGCAAAGAACGUGUGGGUCUCAGUAAAGAAAAUUUAUUGCUUAGAGGAUGCACCAUUAGAAACACAGAGGCUGUUGUGGGCAUUGUGGUUUAUGCAGGCCAUGAAACCAAAGCAAUGCUGAACAACAGUGGACCACGGUAUAAACGCAGUAAAUUAGAAAGAAGAGCAAACACAGAUGUCCUCUGGUGUGUCCUGCUUCUGAUUAUAAUGUGUUUAACUGGUGCAUUAGGUCAUGGAAUCUGGUUGAGCAGAUACGAAAACAUACACUUUUUUAAUAUCCCCGAGCCUGAUGGACGUACUAUAUCACCAGUGUUAGCAGGAUUUUAUAUGUUUUGGACCAUGAUCAUUUUGUUACAGGUCCUGAUUCCCAUUUCUCUCUAUGUUUCCAUUGAAAUUGUGAAGCUUGGGCAAAUAUAUUUCAUUCAAAGUGAUGUGGAUUUCUACAGCGAGAAAAUGGAUUCUACUGUUCAGUGCCGAGCCCUGAAUAUCACCGAGGAUCUUGGACAGAUUCAGUACCUAUUUUCCGAUAAGACAGGAACUCUCACUGAGAAUAAGAUGGUUUUUCGAAGAUGUAGUGUGGCAGGAUUUGAUUAUUGCCAUGAAGAAAAUGCAAAGAGGUUAGAGUCCUAUCAGGAAGCUGUCUCUGAAGAUGAAGAUUUUAUAGACACUCUCAAUGGCUCCCUCAGCAAUAUGGCAAAACCGAGAGCCCACAGCUGCAGGACCGUUCACAAUGGGCCUUUGGGAAGAAAGCCCUCAAAUCAUCUUGCUGGGAGUUCUUCUGCUCCAGGAAGUGGAGAAGGAGCCAGUGAAGUGCCUCAUUCCAGACAGGCUGCCUUCAGUAGCCCCAUUGAAACAGAUGUGGUACCAGACACCAGGCUUUUGAACAAAUUCAGUAAGAUUAUGCCUCAGCUCUUUACUCCACUAGAUGAGACCAUCCAAAAUCCACAACUGGAGAUUUUGUACAUCAUCGACUUCUUUAUUGCAUUGGCAAUUUGCAACACAGUAGUGGUUUCUGCUCCUAACCAACCACGACAAAAGAUCAGACUCUCUUCGCUGAGUGGAAUUCCCAUUAAGUCCUUAGAGGAGAUUAGAAACCUCUUCCAGAGACUGUCUGUCCGAAGAUCGAGUUCACCAUCCCUUGCCAGUGGAAAAGAGCCAUCUGCUGGAGUUCCAAAUGCCUUUGUGAGGACUCUCUCUCUCUUUAGUCGAAUGAAACUGGCUUCACCUGUUGAGAAAGAGAUCUCCCAGAUGAGUGAGAGCCCACUGGGCUCCAGUAACUCAACUUGCCAUGCAGAAAUAGAGAAACAAAGCGGUGAUGCAGGCUUUGCAAAUGGCAAGGUGGAAUCCCGCCCUGGCCAACCCUUGGUCUCCAACCUGUGUUAUGAGGCUGAAAGCCCAGAUGAAGCGGCCUUAGUGUACGCUGCCAGGGCCUACCAAUGCACUUUACAGUCCCGGACACCAGAGCAGGUCAUGGUGGACUUCGCUGCUCUGGGACCAUUAACAUUUCAACUCCUGCACAUCCUGCCCUUCGACUCAGUAAGAAAAAGAAUGUCCGUUGUUGUCCGGCACCCGCUUUCCAAUCAAGUGGUGGUGUAUACGAAGGGUGCUGACUCUGUAAUCAUGGAGCUGCUCUCAGUGGCUUCCCCAGAGGGAGCAAGUCUGGAAAAGCAACAGGUGAUAAUAAGAGAGAAAACCCAGAAACACUUGGACGACUAUGCCAAACGAGGCUUACGCACUUUAUGUAUAGCAAAGAAGGUCAUGAGUGACACUGAAUAUGCUGAGUGGCUGAGGAAUCAUUUUUUAGCUGAAACCAGCAUUGACAACAGAGAAGAAUUACUUCUUGAAUCUGCCAUGAGGUUGGAGAACAAACUAACAUUACUUGGCGCCACUGGCAUUGAAGACCGUCUGCAGGAGGGAGUCCCUGAGUCUAUAGAAGCCCUUCACAAAGCCGGCAUCAAGAUCUGGAUGCUGACAGGGGACAAGCAGGAGACAGCUGUCAACAUAGCUUAUGCAUGCAAACUCCUGGAGCCAGAUGACAAGCUCUUUAUUCUCAAUACCCAAAGUAAAGAUGCCUGUGACAUACUCAUGAACACAAUUUUGAAAGAACUUCAGAAGAAAAAUCAAGCCUCUCCAGCGCAAAAAUCAUUAAAUGGGGGUUCGCUUCAGCCUCCUGUCCCCCAGGACACAGAGCUACGUGCUGGACUCAUUAUCACGGGGAAGACUCUCGAAUUUGCCCUGCAAGAGAGUCUACAAAGACAGUUCCUGGAGCUGACGUCUUGGUGUCGAGCUGUGGUCUGCUGCCGAGCCACACCCCUGCAGAAGAGUGAGGUGGUGAAAUUGGUCCGCAGCCAUCUCCGGGUGACGACCCUGGCCAUUGGUGACGGUGCCAAUGAUGUUAGCAUGAUACAAGUGGCAGACAUUGGGAUAGGGGUCUCAGGUCAAGAAGGCAUGCAGGCUGUGAUGGCCAGUGAUUUUGCCAUUUCUCAGUUCAAACAUCUCAGCAAACUGCUUCUUGUCCAUGGGCACUGGUGUUACACGCGACUUUCCAACAUGAUUCUCUAUUUUUUCUACAAGAAUGUGGCCUAUGUGAACCUCCUUUUCUGGUACCAGUUCUUUUGUGGGUUUUCAGGAACAUCCAUGACGGACUAUUGGGUUUUGAUCUUCUUCAACCUCCUCUUCACAUCUGCCCCUCCCAUCAUAUAUGGUGUUUUGGAAAAAGAUGUGUCUGCAGACACCCUCAUGCAACUGCCUGAACUUUACAGGAGUGGUCAGAAAUCAGAGGCAUACUUACCCCUCACCUUCUGGAUCACCUUGUUGGAUGCCUUUUAUCAAAGCCUGGUGUGCUUCUUUGUGCCUUACUUUACCUACCAGGGCUCAGACAUUGACAUCUUUGCAUUUGGAAACCCCCUGAACACAGCUGCUCUGUUCAUUAUUCUCCUCCAUCUGGUCAUCGAAAGCAAGAGUUUGACUUGGAUCCACAUGCUGGUCAUAGUUGGUAGCAUCUUGUCUUAUUUUUUCUUUGCCUUGGCUUUUGGAGCCAUGUGUGUGACUUGCAACCCACCGUCUAACCCCUACAGGAUUAUGCAGGAGCACAUGCUGGAUCCAGUGUUCUACUUAGUUUGUAUCCUCACAACCUGCAUUGCUCUUCUACCCAGGUUUAUAUUUCGAGUUCUUCAGGGAUCCCUGUUUCCAUCUCUAAUUCUGAGAGCUAAGCACUUUGACAGACUAACUCCAGAGGAGAGGACUGAAGCUCUCAAGAAAUGGAGAGGGUCUGGAAAAAUGAAUCAAGCGACAUCUAAGUAUGCUGACCGAUCAGCUGGCAAGUCAGGAAGAAGACCUAUGUCUGGCCCUUCUGCUGUCUUUGCAAUGAAGUCAAUAACUUCUUGUGCUGUUCAGCAAGGAAACCUAUCUGUAUGUGAAACUGCUUUAGACCUAGGCUACGCUAAGGUCUCAAAGAUAGCUUGACCCUCUAAAGGUUAAGAAAGCAGGGUACCGUCCUUGGAGUUGCAGCUAUUCUUUCAAAUUUGGAAGAGGGAUUUUGAAGAAGCACCUCAACCAAGCAAGAAUAACUUGUAUUUUCCCAUAAGGGACAUGAGUAUUUUACUGGGCUUGAAGAAGACAAUGUGAAGACAAUUAUUGUAUGUUUGUAUAUACAUUUGUAAAAGAGGGAUAGAGUUUGACCUGGACAGACUUUAGGAAAGUGAAAUAUUUAAUUUGGAAUCAAGUGCUUUUAUGAAACUUUUUGGAUUUCGUAAAAGCAUGUUAACUGUCUUAGAAAUGCGAACAUUUUUAAGGGUGUUCAUUUGAGAGAUAUUUAUUUUAUUGAGAGAUCUCAUAUUCUUCUUGGAAAAUGCUUUAAAUGUGCAGGCUCCAAUCUGACUUUUUUUUUUUUCAAUAAAAAAGUAGUUUUUAGAUUGAUUAGUUAGGACUCAGUAGAAAUUUCCAUAUUUACAAAUAAAUUCCCAAGAGCCUUUUAAACAACAAUGUACCUGAAAUAGGGUAAUAAUUGUACUGUUUAAAAUAUAGUUAGUGUUAUUAAUAGCUUUUUAUUUUCUAUGGCAAUCUGCCUUUGGUCUUCUGACUGAAGAUGUUAGACAUACCUCUCUGCUCAGUUCAGUGUUUUCCUGAGGUGGGGCUUUUUCUUAGUUCAUUUUCUGUUGCUAUAACAGAAUACCACAAACUGAGUGAUUUAUAAAGAAAAGAAACUUAUUUCUUACAGUUCUGGAGGCUGGGAAGUCCAAGAACAUGAUGCUGGCAUCUGGUGAGGGUCUUGUUACUGCAUCAUAACACAGUGGAGGCCAAGAGCAUGCAUGUCAGCUCAGGUCUCUCUUCCUCUUCUUAUAAAGCUACCGGUCCCAUCAUGGGGGCCCCACCCUGAAAAUCUUAUCUAAUUUAAUUGCCUCCAAAAGGCGCCACCUCCAAUCAACAUAUAAAUUUAGAGAUUUCAACACAUGAAAUUUAGGGGGCACAUUUAAACUACAAUAAACCUUCAUUGGGAAGGGGCAGGAGGGACACUAGGGUUCCAUCAGGUAACAGGAAUGUGUUCCUCUUUCUUAGCUUCUGGUCAAGAGAAGACCUUUCAUGAGGUCUGCCUCUAUGCAGAUGUUAUCAAUUAGAAAGGCCACAGGUCAUGCAGACAGAAUCAGCAGAGCCUACAGCCCAUUUGGCAAUUCCCUGUAUUCUAAAACUGAAAAUAGCGUGAUCAAAAUGAGACAAUCAAUUUAAAAAAAAUCUUCUAAAUACUACUUGAGGGUUCAUAGAUUUUAUAAUACCCUAUAAUUUUUCUGGUGUAGCCUCUACAAAAUGAGAUGUGAAUUGAGACUAAUACACGUCGUUCUCAGAAGGUUUCCAUGAGGUUCUUAGGUAAAUCUGUUUUUUAAUACACUUUAAAACAGGAAUGUCUAUGUAAAGUUUGCUGCUGUUGCAAAUCAUGUAUGCUGGCUUUCACUGGAACCAGCAAACUAACUUAAACCAAGAAAGGCCAGGUGCUAUUAUAAAAUUGUGUAUUCCUGUUGAAAUUCUUUUAAAACUCUAUCUCUAUUCAACUGAAAGUUGUCAGCCACCAGUCACCCAGAAUGUCCUUCAUGAAUCUCCACACUAAUGUUCAAUGUCUACAUCAAGGUCUUCUUAAUGACUAUUAAACUAUUAUUCUCAGAGCUUAAUCUUCAUCCUGCUGCCUACUAUUCUAGUCUGACAUUUUUUAUAGCCUUCUGAUAUUAUUGCAAAUACUCUUUUACGUAGACCGAUUUCUAGAACUUUCAAAAUCCCACAUGACAAAUGGAAGUUGCUUUCUGCUUCCUUAUGAUUUUUUUUAAAUAAACUUUAAUAAAUAAUGUGUACUGAAAAAUUGUCAUCACUCCUAUUGACACUCAUUGAUUCCAACUGUAAUUAGUACCAGAACCUAGAAGGAAAGUCCAAAAGCACACCUUACCAGAAUAUAGUUUUGGCCUUUUUUUACAUGCAAGUAUCACUGAUGUCAUAUAAUUUGUUAUCCUCAUAGC